AUGAUUCCUCAAAUUAACUGCUUUUUGGAUGGCUGUGAUACGUCGGUAGUAGUUUUUGGACAAGCAAAGACUGGGAAAACGUAUACACUAUUUGGUCCAGGAUUUGAAUGCAUACAUAGUGAAUGUGACCAAGGAAUAGUCCCAAGAUUCCUCACUGAUAUUUUUCAUAAGCUGAGUCAAAUGCCAGAAAGAGAGUUUAUAUUACACAUAACAUGGAUGCAAGUUGUCAACAAUAACAUAUUCGAUGUUCUAGGCGCUGGCUUAGCAGAAUGUGAUGAGUGCUUAAAUGGAGAUGUUGUUGGUGACAAUAAAGAUAUAACUACUAAGCAAGGUUUGCCUCGAAUAGCAGAAGACACAGAGCCAAGUGAACCCAGUGAAUCUGAUGUUGAAUCAGAUUCUGAGGAUAGUGACUCAGAAACAGUUUUCCAGGAUAAGGUUGAAAAGUAUAUGGAGUACUUUAGAGAAAAGAAUGAUCAACUAUUUGCUGAAAGAUGUGAAGAAUAUUUGAAUCACAUUGAUUCUGAUGAUAUAACUAUAUCAGAAACCAGUGGAUCACAGUCUUUGCCAGUGAUGACAUCACAGUCAAAUUCAGGAAGGAGAAGAACCAUUCAGCCUGGUGAAAGCUUAUCAGGAGCUGAAUUAGAAUUAUUAAGGAAGGUGGCAGCUAAGGCAAUCUCUCCUGAAUCUCAGAAAAUAAUAUUAGAAUCUCAUAAGAAAGAUAUUGAUCCUGAGCCUAAGUUGAUAGAAAGAGAACUUUUAAAAAUGAUUGACUCACCAAAGACUGCUGAGAUAUGUAAAAAGUAUAAAAUGACAAAAGAGAAAUACAGUCAGAAACAAAUGUUAGCUAGAAAACUUUCAAAAGAAAUCAGUAGCAGCCAAACCCAGCUCAAAGAGUUGAUUAAUCUUUGUAUAGCCAAGGAAAGGCUAAUAGAUUCUGAGGAAAGAAAAAUAUUUGAGUGUGAAGAAGCUAUUGAAGCAAUUGAUACAGCAAUAGAAUAUAAGAACAAUUUAAUAUGCGGAAAAUCACCAUCAGCUUCCCUUACUGAUUCUCAGGACAACAAAGAUUCACGAACAAGAGGUGAACAGAUGUUGAUGGCAAGACUAGAUAAGUUGUCACAUGAUGAAAUGAAGACUUUAUUGUACAGAUACUUUGAGAAGGUUGUCGACUUGAGGAGUGCAUGUGCGGCGCUCGAGGCCGGGGCUGCGGCGGCGGCGGAGGAGGCGGCCGCGUGGCGUUCCCGCGCCGCAGCAGCAUGGCGCCACGCGCACCGUCCGCGACCCGCGCCCCACACAAGAUGUUUGGAUGCUAAUAAUAUAAAUGAGAGGGCACUAUCACUGGGUUUGACAACGGAUUCUGAGACAUCUGAUGAUGCUAUGCGGCUGGUGGAUAGAAUGAGGCAACUAGCCAGGUAUCCUCCGGCCCCAGUGAUACCAAGUCAAAAUUUAAGGCAGCUGAUGCCAGCUACCAACAUGCCAGUGGCAAAGGUCACAAAGGAAAGAAACAAGCUAGUUAUUAUUCAGCAGAAUAAGAAAAUC
Iphiclides podalirius (scarce swallowtail) is the source of this 1536-nucleotide messenger RNA. Lineage: Eukaryota; Metazoa; Arthropoda; Insecta; Lepidoptera; Papilionidae. The record is from the annotation of a GenBank genome assembly.